This is a messenger RNA of Otolemur garnettii (small-eared galago), 3642 nucleotides long. RefSeq names its product KIAA1614 ortholog. Gene Ontology annotation, biological process: regulation of cellular localization; centrosome cycle; establishment or maintenance of cell polarity. Bases 1 to 3642 code for a protein of 1213 amino acids. Lineage: Eukaryota; Metazoa; Chordata; Mammalia; Primates; Galagidae. The record is from RefSeq and is a predicted model, not a curated record. Gene Ontology annotation, molecular function: protein kinase C binding. Gene Ontology annotation, cellular component: cell cortex; apical plasma membrane; nucleus. The transcript is spliced from 11 exons.
AUGGAGGGGAUGCAGGCGGCGGCGGCCCAACCUGCCGGCGGCGGCCCCCAAAAGCCCAAGACAGGGAACAGAAGAGCCAACCCCAUGGAGGUGACCUCAGCUGUGGAGAGAAGUGGUCCUGAGCCUGGACACUUCUCACGACCCUGGACUGACCCUUGGGAAGACACACCACCCACCCUGAUGAGCCCUCAGCCUCCCAGGGCAGGGGGGGCACAGCUUCAAGGCUCCUCUGUGCUAGAGUCCAAGGUGAGGGCUUUGAAAGAGAAGAUGACAGCAGGUAAACAGGGGCCCAGCCCCUGUCCCACUUCCUAUGAACAGUCAUUCCCCAAGAAACCCAAAUGUAGACGAGUCCCGGCAGGUGGAGCCAGGACUCCGUCAGAGGGGCCUUUCCUGCCAGAUGCCAUGGUGGUCCCUCAUGCUCAGGACCUGACUGACGGGCAGCUGACCAGCAGUGACAAUGAGGAGGUACCCACGAGGAAUGGGAGCCUCAGACCUCCCAGGCUACCUGCUCCUGGGUGUGAAUGCUGGAACAUGCUUCCAAAAGCAGUGUGGACACUACCUAACCAGGAGAGUGGUCUGCUGACAGGGCCUGGUUCUUUGCAAGGAAGCCCCAUCCGUGAAUUUCCUCCAGGCCAGCCUGGGAGUCCGGGCCCUGAUAACAAAAUUAUCCCCAUUCCCAGCGUGAGGAAAGGAAGCUCAUACCUGCUUCAAGAUGGUGUGGUCACAGGGGGAGACCUGGACAACACAUCCCUGGCUUCUGAGGAGGACCCUGUCCCCAGGACAGCUCUGCUGGGGGAUCUCUGGAGAGGUGAAGACCUGGGGCCACUCAGCACCGGAGGCAGCACCUUGUCCUUGUCUGAGCGGGUAGAGAGGAGCCGUCUGCUGCUGCAGGAGAUACUGAGAGUUUCUAGAUGCGGCCCCUCCAAGGGGGGGGGCCCAGCCUGGACUCCGUCCUGUGGCAGAGCUGCAGCAGAGCGACCAGCUGGGGACGUGGACUGGGACUGGGGUGACUCCCUGCAGGACUCAGACCAGAACAGGACCUUUGGUCCAAAGCUGGAGCCCGUGCUGAGCCCCAGGCAUGAAGAAGCCAAGCACCUGCUGCAGCGUGCCCGCAUGAAGGCCCGGACCCGGCCCCUCCGCGCCAGCCAUGACAUCGUGCCCACCACUGCCCUGGGCAGCCGAGAUGGCCAGAGGAGCCCAGCCCCGGCCCCCAGGGUGCCCGCUGCCUGCAGAGACAGCCUCCAGAACGGGAACAUGAGCGACUCCUCCAGCGGCGAGUCCAGCGCUGGGCAGCGGCCGCGGAGGGGCCCAUCGCCCUCGCACGUCCGCUUCGAGGACGAGUCUGCCCGCGAAGCCGAAUUCCGCUACCUGGAGCGGCUGCAGCAGCGCCAGCGCCAGGUGCUGGGCACGGUGCUGCAGGUGGCGGACCAGGGGCCCCUGCGCUCCAAGCCAGACCUUGCCGACUAUAUCAACGGGGGCCUCCGGCUCCGGGACCCGACGGAGGCAGCCUCGCACAGGCUUGAGGGCAGCCUGGACACCGGGGGCAGCGACAGGAAGUGCUGUACCUGCAGCGACUGUAUGGAGGACUGCCACCCCACCCAGGGGAAAGCAACCCCCGACCCGAGGGUCCUCCAGGAGCUCCAGGCUGCCCGGGGGCUGGAGAGGGUGUUGAUGGAGCCCCUGGGCUCCCGCGGCCUGUGCUCUCCGCUGCGGCUCCCCCCUGCAGAGCCACGGCUCCACACACAGUGGAUCCGGGAAACCCACAUUGGAGAUACCGCGGGCCCAGAGGAGGCGGACUCUGCGCUGGACAGCACUGACACGGCAUACAGCUGCAGGGCUGCCAGUGAAGAGGCCAAGACUUCUCAGGCCGGCAGGCCAUGUGGGCAAACACAGGGCAGCAGCCCUGGACUGCCGGGCUCCAGGCUGCAAGCAGGCCACAGGUGGUCCAUGACCCCGGAAAUGGAGCUACCCUGGGGCCCCCAGGCCCAGUGUCACCUGUCUGGGGUUGAUGGUGUGGAGGCGGGAGAUGAGGUGAAAGAAAGCAGAGGACACACACGCAGAGGAACUCUGUCUCUGAGAGAAGAUGCUGUCCGUAACCCUCCUGCCCUGGCAUCUAAGCCAGCAUCGCUGGGGGCCCAGUGGCAGCCAGGUGCAGGGCUGGGAGAUCACUGGGUUCCCCCGGCAGAGUCCCAGGCUCCAAGCAGGACAGCCCAUGCCAUGACCUCUUCCAUGAAGCUUGGGCCCUCAGGGCCAGUCAGUCAAGCCCGCAUCAUGGAAGGUCACAAGUCUGUUGAAAUUGUCUCCACUUCCUCCCUGCAACAGACCGAUGCAGAACCCUGUGCCCCCAACACCCAACAGCCAAUGGCUUCCCUCUCCCCGCAAGGCUGGGUGCCAACCCCUCCACCUUCGAGGAAAACCACCUCCCCUCUGUCUCACAGGAAGGUAGCCCUGGCUGGAUCCCGCAGGCUGGGUGACCAGGGAGAGCCUGUGAACUCUUCAAGAAGUGGGGUUCUCAGGACUUGUGGGCAGACUCCAGCACAAGCUCAGUCCUGCAGCCCCCGAGUUAGGCACCCGCUUCAGGGCCUGUCCACCAACAACUGCAACAACAGCGUGCCUUGGGGGCCACAGGAGCCCAGUGACCAAGCUGUCCAUGAGGACAGGGUGGAGCAGGCCCCCUACAGCCAGGAGCUGGGGCUGCCCCAGGAGAACAGCAGAGAUGGGGGACCCCAGGGCUUUCCUGGCUCCGCAGACGUUGCCACCAUCAACUCCACAAGUAUCACCCUCUCCCUGUUCUCAGAGGAGCCAGAGUCCAGCCAGGAAGCAGAUGGAGCUCUGCAGAGCACAGAGUCAGGAUCUAGAGGGUCUGCGCCACCCAGAGCACUGCCAGGGGCCAGUGUGGGACCCGGCUCACCCUCAGCUGUCCCUUCUGACAAGAACAAGAAAAGGAGCAACAGCAUCGUCUCCACCCUGGGGCUGAAGAAGUUUUUCUCGACUCUGGGCCAGAGUCCCCGGCCCAAGCUGGGCAAGUCCCGCAGCUACAGCGUGGAGCAGCUACAUCCAAGUGCACCUGGCCCGGCGUCUCACACCAGAGCCCCGUCGUUACAGUCCCUGCACCUGGUGUCACCCUCUCACCAGCGUCGGAAGGCUGCCUCUUUUCAGAACCUCCAUUCUCUGCUGAGCGGCAAGGGGGAUCGGUCCAGCCUCUAUGUGGUCGGUGGCCCAGGGGACCAUGGUACAUCUGGCAGUUUUUAUCAGAUUUUCACUGAGGUUUCUGCUCCGCCCCGGCGUGCCCUCAGCGUGGAGGAUGUGGGUGCCCCCAGUCUGGCUCGCACAGUGGGCCGUGUGGUGGAAGUGUUCCCAGAUGGCACGAGCCAGCUGCAGCUACAGCGCUCCCCAGAGGGCACCUUUGGCUUCUGUGUGGCUUCUGGGAAUGGGCGCCGGGACUCAGGGAUCUACGUGCAGGAGAUGGCCGACGUGAGCACGGCCAAGCUGUACUCCGGGCUGCUGGGGGUGGGCGACGAGAUCCUCGAAGUGAACGGGGCGAAGGUGGCAGGGCUGGGCUUGGCUCACAUUAAGGAGCUCCUGGCCCACUCGGAGAGCUUGUCUGUCCGUGUCCUGAGGCAGAGGCCUGCCCCACGGUGA